GUCCUGUGCUAAUUUUGUGAAUGCAGUGUCCGGUUGAGUCUAAAAGGUCUGAAAAAGUGUUGUCUCGAAUCGGUUACAUCACAGCGGAUUCGCGAGGCUUCUGAUAAGACCGCAAGAUGAGUUUCCAAUCACGCAGGCAGUAAGAAGUACAAGUGAGAAAAGUUCCUAAACAAUCAUUGAGUGAGAAGUGAAUUAAGUACCAAUGGUGCUAGAGACCAACGGGCAAGAGCAGGAGAAAACAGACUAUACCAUCAUGAACUCUGCAGUCAGCAGUGAGUCCAUGGACAUGCCGGAUGAGGAUAUGUCCCAAGUGGACGGGUGUGGGCUGAGCGGUGCGUCAGACGAUGAAGAUGACUGCGGCUCGUCGGCGGCGGGGUCUUCGUACGACGAGCCCGCGGACAUAGUCAAGACAGCUAUGAGCGACGAGGUCACCAAACAACUGGCUGCAGCUGGCCCUGUGGGUAUGGCUGCAGCAGCAGCUAUAGCGUCCUCGAAAAAGCGCAAGCGACCGCACGCGUUUGAGACCAACCCAUCGGUUCGCAAGCGCCACCAGAACCGCCUGCUUAGGAAACUUAGACAAACCAUAGAAGAAUUCGCAACCCGUGUAGGACAACAAGCAGUGGUUCUGGUGGCCACCCCCGGGAAGCCUAACACGUCGUAUCGCGUGUUCGGCGCCAAGCCGCUCGAGGACGUCGUCAGGAACCUUCGGUGCAUGAUCAUGGAGGAACUGGAGAACGCCCUCGCUCAGCAGGUUAGAUCAUCUUUUUUGUUCAAUCGUCAAAGGGUUAUGAAAAUUCGAGCAAACGGUAUUUCUGGAAAAUGCGAUGUUCAGCAGGUGGAGAACGGCAGCGAGCUGGAGGCGAUCGGCAUGGGCGGCGGCGUGGCGCAGGUGAUGCUGCAGGGCAGCGGGGGGGAGCCACAAGUGCUGCAGGUGCUCUCGCUCAAAGACGCAACUGUGCUCACCAAGGCCAUGCAAGUGAAGGCAGAGCGGGACACGGUUGUGACGGACUCCUAGCUGAUGGGCCUGGUGGCCCCGAGCGAGUGCCCCGACCUGCUAGAGCAG
Molecule: messenger RNA, 1063 nt
Organism: Hyposmocoma kahamanoa
Lineage: Eukaryota; Metazoa; Arthropoda; Insecta; Lepidoptera; Cosmopterigidae
Gene: ewg
Product: DNA-binding protein Ewg
Exons: 7
Coding region: 203-1015 (270 amino acids)
Biological process (GO): regulation of transcription by RNA polymerase II
Cellular component (GO): nucleus
Molecular function (GO): DNA-binding transcription factor activity, RNA polymerase II-specific; RNA polymerase II cis-regulatory region sequence-specific DNA binding
Source: RefSeq, a predicted model, not a curated record